ACCAAACGGUGACAAAACCAAAACAAAUUAGCGUCUAUUUUCACAUACCGUAGUUGCUUGUAUUUAAAACCAACAAUUUUUAAAAUCAAUUUCAAAGUUUAUGAAAUAAGUUCUAGUUUAAAAUUAUUGUAAAAUAAUUCUUGCAGUUGUUGUACAUUCAAAGGUAAAAAAAUAAUUAGAUUGUAGAAAUGUCAAAAAAAGCGAUUUUACCAAUACGUGAAGCGCGAACAAGGAUAGCCAAAGAAAAGGCAACCUUUGAAAUUAAGCGAUAUUUCAUGCCAAAAAGUAAGUUGCGUCCAAUUCCAGAAGAUAUUGAAGUUUCCUCAUUCACCAUUGUUGAACCGGAAGAGAAUGAUACAAACAACAAUUCCAAGCGAAAUUUCAAACAUUUGUCGAAGGAAAACGGCAAAAAUAGUGAGAAAGAAUUAGUUAGCAACGCAAAACGUGCAAAGACGAAAGCAAUUGCAUCCCAGCCAGAGCCAAAAUCAAAGAAAACCCAGUCACAUCCAAAGAAUAGUGCAAAGCCAAAAACAAAUUUGACAUCGACAUCAAAGGAAAUGGCACAAAUUGCAUCGAAGAAAAUUAAAAAACCAUCAAAGGAUACUGAAUCGACCGGUUCAUCGGGCUCGUCGUUGCCAGAAGUCGUUCUGUACGAUAAAUCAAAGAUAUCGAACAGCAUUAUUGUUACAAAUAGCUCAAUGAUGGAAUACGGUUUUGAUACACUACAAACUGACGACGAUACUGAGAGUGAAAAUGAAGAUGAAAUACACAAUCCUCAUUGGAGCCGGAGCAAAAAUCGAAUUCGCGUUAUUAUUAAGCAGUCAGCAAUUGGAAAUAAAGUUGUUGACACACUAUUUGGUUCAAAAGCAGAAAACACAAUUUCGGUAGAAAUUUUCCCCACAAUCAAACCUAUUGUUCGACGUCGGUCCACAGCCGUUUGGAAUACACCACCACGCUAUUCAAUGUUACCAAAGUAUUAGUAGUCAUUGAUCUCACACAACAUUAUCGUAGAUCGAAUCAUUUUCAUAAUAUCAGAGAGAUUAAUAUGCCAAAUCGACAUUAGAUAAUUUUUUCAAACAUUUUAUACCGAUUUCAUUGAAUAUUCACAAACAAACAAUUUUCUUUAUUUAUCAAUUCGAUUUCAUUCAGAAUGUCAUUUUUCAUUUGUUUCAUUAAUUUAAUUUUAGUUUAUCGUUACUUUUCAAAUAGUGGUAUUACUUUGAAAAAUGUUCACAUUUUUAUGCACGACUGUCUACCUCAAUCUAUGGCCAAAAAAGGCAUGGAAAUGCGGGAUUGUAUGAUAAGAAAUUUUGUUAAAUAAAUUUAAAUAAAAAUUUAAAAUUAA
Molecule: messenger RNA, 1345 nt
Organism: Contarinia nasturtii (swede midge)
Lineage: Eukaryota; Metazoa; Arthropoda; Insecta; Diptera; Cecidomyiidae
Product: inner centromere protein-like
Exons: 4
Coding region: 189-980 (263 amino acids)
Source: RefSeq, a predicted model, not a curated record